ACUUCAGAUCGCAUACUGCGACAGAACCAGAAACGAGGAAGAUUCUCCGGUAGUCAGCAAACCAUUUUUCUGUCGUCAAACGGAUCAAGCUUUUUGUGAGACUUGGAUCGGUCACAAAAAGCGGGAUUCGCUUUUCGCAUAGGAAUUGGCCUGUUCAGGAGCCAGCUUAUUUAUAUAAAACGUUUGAAAAUUAUUGCCAAAAUGGAAGAAAUGCAUCAACCGCAACAGGUUGGGCCUAAUAUGAUGGCCAAUGUAGGUGGGGUUCCUAAUCAUUCAAAUAAUGUUAACCGGCGUAGCAGACUUCGAUUGUCAUUACAUAGUUUAAUGGUAGAAAAACUUCCAAUAAGUGAGGCCGCUCAAUUGGAGAUGAAAUCAUUGUCCAACAAAACUCCAGUUUCUAUUCUUCAGGAAUUGCUUUCUCGCAGGGGUACAACACCAAAGUAUGAACUAAUACAAGUAGAGGGUGCUAUCCAUGAGCCUAUUUUUCGUUAUCGUGUCACUGUUGCUGAUAUUGUUGAUCCAAUUGUUUCAGCAAUGGGGACUGGAAAGUCAAAAAAGGAAGCAAAACAUGCUGCUGCAAGAGCUGUAUUGGAUAAGUUGUGUAGAUUAAAUAGCGAAGCUCCAGAUUCUCCGCUCCAAAACAAUAUACCAGAUUCUGAGAAUCUACAAGAAUUAUCAGGAUACGGAGAAGAGAAAAUAAUCACAAAUCCAAUUGGAGCAUUGCAAGAAAUGUGUAUGUCGCGUCAUUGGCCCCCACCAAAAUACACAAUGGAAAACGAGGAAGGUCUUCCGCAUGAAAGACAGUUUACCAUUGUUUGUUCUAUUUUAAAAUAUCGCGAAGUUGGUCAGGGAAGAAGUAAAAAAGUAGCAAAGAGGCAUGCAGCUCACAAAAUGUGGCAAGCUUUACAUGAUAUGAAUACAGAAAAUUCCAAUGUGGAUGAAGAUGAGGUUUUACAAAGAAAUGCAAAUGUGAAUGCCCGUUAUGCCGAUCUGAAAGGUAGCAAAAUUUCAACUCUAACAACUAUUCAUAGCCUUAAGGUUUCACAAUUUCAUAAAAGUCUGAAAUCAUCAACUGGUGUUAAACUUUUUGAAUUACAGAAUACUUGUUUGAAUGACGGCGAUGUAAAUCUGGUACAGUUUUUGCAAGAAAUCGCUUCAGAGCAGCAAUUUGAAGUAACUUAUGUUGAUAUUGAAGAAAAAUCUAUCAGUGGUAAAUGCCAGUGCCUUGUGCAACUGUCUACAUUGCCAGUGGCAGUUUGCUACGGUUGUGGUGUCACUAGUAAAGAUGCUCAAGCUAGUGCUGCUCAAAACGCUUUGGAAUAUCUGAAAAUCAUGACCAAGAAGUGAGCCAGCGCUUUGCUCCUGCCAGCUGUCACGAUCAAUUGUAAAUCCCAUAAUAAUUUGCUGUCCAAAAAUCAGAACAACAACGCAGACUCGAAAAUA
This is a messenger RNA of Osmia bicornis bicornis, 1443 nucleotides long. Its product is annotated as RISC-loading complex subunit tarbp2-like. The coding region runs from base 202 to 1347 and encodes 381 amino acids. NCBI's taxonomy places the organism in Eukaryota, Metazoa, Arthropoda, Insecta, Hymenoptera, Megachilidae. The record is from RefSeq and is a predicted model, not a curated record. The transcript has 7 exons.